Xyrauchen texanus (razorback sucker) is the source of this 3692-nucleotide messenger RNA. Its product is annotated as LIM and SH3 domain protein 1-like. Bases 154 to 864 code for a protein of 236 amino acids. The record is from RefSeq and is a predicted model, not a curated record. Gene Ontology annotation, molecular function: actin filament binding. NCBI's taxonomy places the organism in Eukaryota, Metazoa, Chordata, Actinopteri, Cypriniformes, Catostomidae. Gene Ontology annotation, cellular component: focal adhesion. The transcript has 7 exons.
AGCGCGCCUUCUGUGUCGGAUUCGUUCGCUGACAGCCAGCGGUGCGAAUUGGACUCGUCAGAUGCUAGCGAUCCACACUUCGCGCUUUAUCACGCACAUUUCACUCCACGGAUCGUUUUCCACCCCUUUCAGUCGCCGUUAUAUUUCUCCAAAAUGAAUCCACUGUGUGGCAGAUGUAACCGAGUGGUGUAUCCCACGGAAAAAGUGAAUUGUCUUGACAAGUUCUGGCAUAAAGGAUGCUUUAGCUGUGAAGUCUGUAAGAUGACGCUAAACAUGAAGAACUACAAAGGCUUUGAGAAGAGACCAUACUGUAAUGCACACUAUCCGAAGACAUCAUUCACCAGUGUUGCAGACACUCCAGAGAACCUACGCCUGAAACAGCAGAGCAAGAUGCAGAGCCAGGUGCUCUAUAAGGAAGAAUUUGAGAAGAGCAAAGGAAAAGGCUUCAGUGUUAUGGCUGACACACCAGAAAUGCAGAGAAUCAAGAAAACACAAGACCAAAUCAGCAACAUUAAAUACCAUGAGGAAUUUGAGAGGAGCCGAAUGGGCGGCGAUGCCCCUCCUCAUCACCCGCAGAUACCUCAACAAAACACAACUCCAGCAUAUCAGCCCCCAGCAGCAUCUCAUAACUAUCACUAUGAGCCUGAACCUGUGCGUCCGGCUGCUGCCGCCCCUCCUCCCAGCUCUGGGAAGCGCUACCGAGCAGUGUACGACUACACUGCGGCUGAUGAAGAUGAGGUGUCGUUCCAGGACGGUGACAUGAUUUUGGAUGUGCAGCAGAUCGAUGAGGGGUGGAUGUAUGGAAGAGUGGAGCGUACCGGCCAGCAAGGGAUGCUGCCGGCUAACUAUGUAGAGGCCAUCUGAAAACAAGAGAGAAGGGGUGGGGGGUGGUAGAUGGAAAGGGAGAAGGGUGUUAAAAAGUGUGUGGGGGGGGCUGAUUCAAGAGAUGCAGAUGAUGACCUGAGUACCGUCUCACCUAUUAAGAUGAUCUCAUCCUGUUCUCUUCUAUUCCUGCACUAACUGUCCUACCAGGGGAUCAACCUCCAUGAUCCAGACAUGUUCCAAAAGAAACAGUUCAGUAACCACAUACAUAUAUAAUCAGACACACCGACAGUACACACAUAUACGUAAAUAGUGAAUUACGAUUUGCUACUUUUCCCCAUAUCUUUCUCUCUGUAUGCACCUCCCUGUUUUUUGCUUUUGUUGCUUGUCUAUCUGUUCGCCUGUCUGACUGUUUGUCUUAUAUUAUGUGUUUCCUCAGUCCUGGAAAGGUGCUGUCACAAGUGGCACUUAAGUUUUAUUAAGACUCGCACACAAACAAACAUACACACACACAUAUACCACAAAACCACACAGGACUUUAAAAUAUUUAGGGCCUGCUAUAGAGCACUUUGCAGACAUCUCAAACACUUAUCUAUCGGUUGCCAUGACAAUAAGUGAUCUGAUCCAAACCUCAGUUGUCAAAUCUUUUAUUAACUUUGUUUCUGAUCUUAUUUGCAGCCAGUAAUUGUAAAGUAUUCAGUACAGUUUCACAUCUCAUUGGUUGUGUGUCUGUAACGAUGCUUUAAACAUGAGACUUGUGGUCAUUCCAAUCAUUCCAUAUGUCUGACCAAUUGCAUCAUGUAGUUAACUGGAAUCUAAAAAAGGCUCAUCUUUUUCAACUCUUAAACAUAAUGAAAGGGGUGGUGCCUUUUUGUUACGACUUACUGUACAUGUCCACAGAAGCUUACCCUUCACAAUUCCUCCUGCUCUUUACUGAAUGAAUUACUAUAAAUGAGCCUGAUUUUGUUCUGAUGCUCCUGCUUUUAAAAUGACAAUAAAUUUGGGAAGUGAUGUACCUUAUUCUUGAUAAAGGGAAAAAACUAUGUAGUAACUCCACAAAAGAGGAGCAGAACCACAUUGUAGCACAGUGAGAGAGGAAAGGAGCCCAAGCACAAUUCUAAGGACCAUUUUAGCUAUGAAUUUUAAUCAUUCCAUUGGUUCUGGUCCAUUUCGGUUCUGGAGCAUCUCAUAUGCAUAAAAUGAAACUGUAUCUCCGAGCGUUCUGUAAGAUGUUAUUGAUGUUUUUGUUGUUUGUUUUUCCUCAUAUCUUGCUUAUUCUCAUUGCCUUGCUGGUAUUGUAUGAGAUGGAAUUUUAUUGUCAAUUUAUCAAUAUCAGUGGAAUAAAACAAAUCUAUUUGUAUACCAAGGCAGGUGGGUUUGUCAAACAGAAGGAAGGAAUAGCUACUGGAAUUACAAUAUUUUAGAGCCUAGCAUGUAUUUCUCUUGAACAACUGGAAACAAAUGCAGUCUUUUACAUGUUGCUGUGCUGAAGACUAAUGAGAUUCUACUGAUCAUUGUUCUCUUAAAUGCCAAAAUAUAGAAGCAGAGAAUGAUCUAAACAAGUAGUAUGUUGUUUUCUCAAGACACUGUUCUCACAUUCAUCACUGCAAAAGUCAAAAGUAAAACCUUGGGGUCACUAAUUUCUUGAAGUCCAAUCUUUCACAAAUCCUCCACAGUAUUCUCUUGUUCAAAGUGGUCCAGUGCUUAGUAAAUCUUGCUGGUUUGCCCUGUGUACACUUUUGGACUACCAUUUCAGAUUUAAAAAGCUGUUGCACAUUUUCAGUAAUGUAAAGUUUUAAUGCUACAUACACUUGUUAGGUUUAUCAGUUAUUUUAAUGUUUUAUUUUAGCACAUAGUAUAUUGGCAUAAAUUGGAUUUGCAUGUUUUAACAUUUUAAAGGUGCAGUCAGUUAUUCAUUCCUCAUUAAAAAAGUUUAACUCUUAAAGACAUUAAUUGAAAUGUUGCAAUAUAUGUAGGAAAUCAUGACCACUCACAUUAAAAUGAAGACUUAAAUAAUUACUGUAACACUUUAAAAGCUGUUUUAUUCUACGUGGCGAGUGUCCGCAUAUGGGCUGCCAUGUUAGGAUCACAUGACCAUCUGAAAAUCUCAGUAACUGCCCUGUUAUUGGACACUUUCACUCUUGGAUUAAAGUAAUCAUGGCUGACUGUGAAUACUACAUUUCUACAAUGGCAUCUUAAACUGAAAACUUUUGAUUUUAAAUGAUGCUGCAUCCAAGCCGCUAGAAGUCAGUGAAAGUCCAAGAUGACACAAAAACAAAAGUUACCGAGUGCACCUUUAAAAACAAGAAUUUUGUAUGAAAAACUCUAGUAAGAGAAAAUGUGAGGCUUUCAGUGAUACAAGAUUGGCAUAUGGAUGCAAAAAUAUCCAAAUCUGUUUUUCUGAAUACUUCUCUUUUUGGUCUAUCUCCUAAAUCCAGAACAUGCUCUUCUACCUCCAAAAGUCUUAAUAUAAAUCAAGAAGUUUAUUAUUCUAUUGUUUAUAUCCUCUUUGGGGGAAACCUGUGACUCUAUUUAGUGUAAUAUUUCAGUAAUGGUCAUUACAAAAUUAUAUUAAUAAACAAGCAGGAAGGUUAUUAAAAGAGAACUGGAAUGUGGAAAUUGUGAUGACAAAUGUGAUGCAUACACUUGGUUCUCCUUGCAUGAAUUUAAACAUGAACUCAGUCAACCCACCAGCAGUAGCAGACACUGAUUUGAUGUGAAGAAUGUUCAAAGUGGUUUUGCGAUUACAAUGGAGAUUUGUUUGUUUAUAGAAUACUUGAGAUGUUAUAAAAUGCUAAAUAUGAUUGAUAUUAACAGGCAAUGAUGUACCAUUUUCUGAAGUGUUAUUUUGAAUAAACAUUAUUCUGAAU